UCAUGUACACGCGACUGUGUUGACGGAGCCGAGCAGGUCGGAGAGACGCUGUUGUGUAUUUUUGUUGUGAUUAAAGAGUUUAAACCAGCUUUAAUAUCGAGCUGUACCCGAGCAAACCCGCCCUCAGAGCGGAGAAUAAAACUUACACAGGCUUCUACUGAAGGAGGAGCAAAGAUGGUGUUUUACUGCUGCGCUUAUAACUGUAAAAACAACACAAAGGACAAGAGCCUCACUUUCCACAGCUUCCCUUUGGGCAACCCUUCGUUGCUUAAAAAAUGGCUGAGGAACAUGAGGUGGAAAGACUGGUCUCCUGAGGAAUACAGUAAAAUAUGCUCCAAUCACUUUGAGAGCAAGUGUUACAGAGUCGUGAAUGGCACCCGAAGACUACUUCACACCUGGGCAGUUCCCACCAUUUUCUCUUUUCCUGGCCAUCUUCAGAACCAGAAGAAAAAGAUUGACCCCAGGAGUAGAAGGGCGUUGGGAACUGUGGAUGAAUCUGUCUUCGAGCUGCCUUCAAAACGAUCAAAACGCUCCAACAUACAGCCUGUACCAGUUCAGCGUUUUCCCGUACAACAGUUCCAGAAAUCACAGCCAUCAAAGCCUUCACAGCCUUCACAGCCAUCACAGCCUUCCCAGCCCUCACAGCAAUCACAAGUGUCCAACUUACAGAAACCACCAGAGCCCAGUAAUGAGCCAGAAUCUGUUCAAGUACCUACUCCCUCACAGUCUUCAAGCCCAAGCCUGGGGGAAGCUGAUAACAAGUCGUGUACCUGGACAAUUCUAGGAGAUGAAUCAGUGGAUAGAAGCAUGACCAUGCCCAGCUUCUUUCACAGUGGCUACUGUUUGCCCAGGAGUUUUUGCUGGGAUGGAGAUGAUGAGUUAAAUAUUAUGCCACAUGUUGUUCGCGGAAUCCCAGGAAAAACAAAGCUUCGUAUUAUUGAGAUUAAAGAAAGAUGGGAGUGGCUUGGUCUGGAUAUCAGAGGGCCGUUUCCAAUCACAACACACAAGCACACUCACGUCAUGACCCUGACGGACUACUACUCUAAAUGGGUGGAGAUCUUUCCCCUGACACAGAAUAAAACCAGUGAUGCUGCAGCAUGUCUGGCAGAAGCCAUCCUUCAGAUGGGAUAUCCACUAGGAGUUCUCUCACGACUUCCUAAACACCUGCUCUUAGUAAUGAAUCGUGAUCUGAAAAAACAUUUAAAGGUUGACGCAUGCUCACUGGUCAUUCAUCAUCGCCAGACUGGGUACCUGGACUUGGUCACUGAAGCGCUCCUUAAUGAGAUGGUGGAUGGGCUAAUUAAAGAAUACCCACGCACCUGGCACAUCCACCUGCCUGCUGCCUCCUUGCGCCUCUGCUGUAAACAACACCCCACCACAGGGAAGAAGCCUUUUACAGUGAUGUACAGCAGCGGACCUCCAGCCUUCAGAGCUCCCAGAGAACUGCCUUUUAGCAACAGUGAGAUUCGGCAGAGCUCCUUCAUCAUUCCACACAUUGAAGCCGCCAAAGGAAACAAAGAAAACACUCCUGUUGCUGGGUCUGCUGAGUCAGAGAUGAAUAUAGACAAUACAGAAGCCACACCAUCACUAACAUUAAUUCCAGAAGGAAAUGUGGAAAUGGAUUCUUUGAACUAUUAAUAGAAUAAAACCUGAGGAAGGUUUAAAACAAACCGAUGGACAUUUAGAGCGGGACAAUUAAGCACAUUUAACUACAAUAUUAACAUGUUUUUCCUGCGGUAAUCGGAUCAUCAUGGCUUCUUUUGACCACAUAAAACACAGGAUGUGACCAGAUUAUAAAAAGGUGAAAUCCUUCACAAACAUUCAGAAAUGGAGCUCAAAUAAAAGAGAAUGUGUUUUCUGGGCCCACACACAAUGAUAUAAAUGCUGCAAGAUGUCUUCACAAAUGAGGCUGAACAUUUGAUAUUGUAUAAUCUAGAAUAGUUAGUUGCAGGUAGGAGGAGUGCUAUUGUAAAUACAAUGUAAACAGCAUGUGUUGAUUUGAUGAUUCAGGCUUUAAAAUAGAUGUAAACACCCUAUAAAAUUGUUAAAAAAAAAAAAAAAAAAAAAAGGAUGUUUGUUUUUCUGUGCUUUUUGUAUUUCUGUAGAAUAAUCUUGUUGCUUUCAGGUCACUGAAUCCAUUAAAAUUCUCUAUUUUUAAAAACCUCUUGUGCUGUGUUUCUGUCAGUGUAUGAAUUUAAAUCUGUGCUGAUACAAUGAUAAGAGUAUUUAAGUAUUGCCGGUGCAUACAGUGGCUUUCUUAUUAAACAACUUUUAACGUUUAACUUUAA
This is a messenger RNA of Astyanax mexicanus (Mexican tetra), 2288 nucleotides long. RefSeq lists its product as uncharacterized. Lineage: Eukaryota; Metazoa; Chordata; Actinopteri; Characiformes; Acestrorhamphidae. The coding region runs from base 175 to 1638 and encodes 487 amino acids. The record is from RefSeq and is a predicted model, not a curated record. The transcript has 12 exons. Gene Ontology annotation, molecular function: sequence-specific DNA binding.